This is a messenger RNA of Cajanus cajan (pigeon pea), 1966 nucleotides long. RefSeq names its product Polynucleotidyl transferase, ribonuclease H-like superfamily protein. Lineage: Eukaryota; Viridiplantae; Streptophyta; Magnoliopsida; Fabales; Fabaceae. Gene Ontology annotation, biological process: rRNA 5'-end processing. The record is from RefSeq and is a predicted model, not a curated record.
AAUCCAGUGCUCGAGGUUGUAGUAUACAAUUGCAUGCGCUCUACAUUGAUUCAUGUGAAAAUCCGUGCUUGUGCGCGAACGAGACUGAGAGCGGUGAAAGCGCCAAGGCUGCAACACCCAACUCCGCUGCUUCCACUCUCAUCUCAGCCUCAGAUACUGGCCCACAAAAGGCAUAACCAGUGGAACCCCUUUUCGAUUCCAGCUGCAAUUCUUGCACAAAAACGAUAUGUAUAAACUAAGCAUGGUUGCAACAAUGUGGAUGCAGCAUGCGCCACCCCUGAAACUGUUCCUUUCUUCUUCAAAUGAAACAAAAGUCCCAUCUUUUGGGGUGACUCAGAACGGUAAAAGCAGAGUAAAGGCAAUAACUUUGGAUGAACUUCCCCCAAACGCGCUUCGGAGGAAGAGAGAACCGCAAUGGAGAGGAGGCUUCAGCCUUGGACUCGACUUGGGGUUGGCUCGCACUGGCCUUGCCCUCAGCAAAGGCUUCUCCAUUCGUCCUUUAACCGUUUUGGAACUACGAGGAGAGAAGCUUGAGGUCAAGAUUAUUAACAUUGCUGGACAAGAGGAGGUUGAUGAGUUUAUAAUUGGACUUCCAAAAUCUUUUGAUGGGAAGGAAACACCGCAGUCGAAUAAAGUCCGAAGUGUUGCUGGAAGGCUUGCUGUUCGAGCUGCUGAGAGGGGUUGGAGAGUAUAUCUACAGGAUGAACGUGGGACAACAAAAGAAGCCGUAGAUCGAAUGAUCAAUAUGGGGUUAAGUAAGUCCUCUCAGCAGAAGAAACUUGAUGCCUAUGCUGCCAUGAUGGUACUAGAGAAAUAUUUCUCCUCGUCAGGUCAGGGUAUUGAACUUGUUUUGCCCAAGAAUCUAGAAUUACAAGCAAAACUUCAAAGGGGUCCUCCUAAAGAUGGUGAUUUAUUCUCGGAUGAAGAUUAAUCUUAGAAUGUUUGCUUUGUGCUGUUAGCUUUUAUGGUGGUGUAUGGUAAAGCUUGUACCAUUCCUUUAUGUUUACACUAAUUGCAUGUGUGCAUGAGAAUGUUUUGAGAAAAGAGAAAGAUACUCCAACCAAACCCGCUCCUCUUCACCCUCCCCAGCUUCAACCCCACUGCUCUCGGUCCCGCUCUGGGAGAAUCCUAUGAUAUAUCAAGACUUGGAAUGAUUUUUGGAACCAGUCUGUAAGGUGGCCUUGAAUAUGACUCACCAUCACUAUUUCGGAAUUUGAGUUCAUUUUCAGGAACAGAGUGGAAGUUUGUUUCAUCUCUGUUUGUUUUGUUCUUCACGUCUAGCUUUCCACCAUUACAGGAUGCAACAAGUUGGAUUGACUUGAUCGCUUGUUGAAUUAUGAAGUGCUUGCUGCAUCAAAUAACUGGGUUAUAGCAUAUUUGGUAAAGAUCGCAGUUAGAGAAAUGUUUGAGUUGGAAGAAGAAUGGUUUGAGAUAUGGAUAAUAGAGCAGAGAGUAAUUUGAGAUGUAGACGACAAAUUAACUUUUUUGUUUGAAAGGAAUGAAUGCUCAAGGUGGAUGGGAAUCUUUUGAGAGCUCAAACCCAAUGAUCUUGGAUAUGAGCAGUAGAAAUUGUGUUGGAGAGAGAUUUGGUCGGUAAGGUGGUGUGUUAAACCUAAGGAUGUGGAGAAUUUGUAGUUGUUUGUUUAUUACUUUUUUUUACAAAGAAAGAACAAAUUAAGUUCUAUAAUAUGGUUGGGAAGAGUAUGGAGGACAAGGUUGUGUGCUAAAUAGACAUCAGUUUUGAUUGUUGCAAAAGACCAUCAGAGUUGAUGGUCCAACAAGGUGUUUUUAACAUUCUUGGUUCCACGUGGGUAAGUAUAGUAUGAUUUAGGAAGGGUUUGAAAUUCUGAUCGUGGGAUGAAAGCUAAAUUCAAGGUGUAAAAGAAUUGAAACAUGUCACUGGCAUGAGGUUAUUUUGAGCUAGUGACAGUCAAUUUAUGAUUUAAAAAACUGUUGCAAACCGUCA